Perkinsus marinus ATCC 50983 is the source of this 169-nucleotide messenger RNA. RefSeq lists its product as hypothetical. The transcript has a single exon. The record is from RefSeq and is a predicted model, not a curated record. The annotation marks the transcript as partial. NCBI's taxonomy places the organism in Eukaryota, Perkinsozoa, Perkinsida, Perkinsidae.
AUGGCCCAGCUCUACGCCUUCAAAUGCGACGAGCUGGCGCUGGAGAGGGCGAAGAGAAUUGAGCAUAUGGAGGAAUUGGCCAAAAUGAAGGCGGAGAGGGAGAAAGAAAAAGAGAGCCUGCAGGAGGCCAUCUUAUCCGUAGAGAGACAGGCACAGGUCGUGCAAGCCA